This is a messenger RNA of Rhopalosiphum maidis (corn leaf aphid), 525 nucleotides long. RefSeq lists its product as uncharacterized. NCBI's taxonomy places the organism in Eukaryota, Metazoa, Arthropoda, Insecta, Hemiptera, Aphididae. Bases 1 to 525 code for a protein of 174 amino acids. The transcript has 2 exons. The record is from RefSeq and is a predicted model, not a curated record.
AUGAGAGCACCGGCAAUCACAACCAGUUGCAUUUUCUGGGUCGGAAUAUACAAAAAUUCUUGGACUAAAUUGGAACCCAAAAAUGACACACUCAGUUACCAAUAUCAGCCCAAUCCAGUGAAAUAUAGUAAGCGGGCUGUGUUGUCAGAGGUUGCGAGGAUUUACGAUCCUCUUGGUCUUCUGUCUCCAGUAAUGACCGAUCUAAAAAGACUAAUGAAAUAUCUGUGGCUGAUGAAAGUGAGCUGGGAUGAACCACUACCAGAAGAGGCAGUAGCUGCGUGGCUAAAAUAUCACCAAGAGUACCAUGUCAGCUGGGAAGCAGCUUAUGCUGCCGCAGUGUAUUUACGUCUAACAAUCGAGAACGAAGAACCGUAUUGUCACCUACUAAUGGGCAAAUCAAGGAUAGCACCGGUAGCAAAAGUAUCUAUACCACGAUUGGAGUUAUGUGAUGCUGGUCUUUUAGCACGUUUGUUGUCGUUCGUACAAACUAAUCAAACACUCAAAUUCGUAAAUGUAACUGCAUGA